ACCUUUUGCCUGCUGAUCCGGACUUUCAACCACAUCAAAUCUACGGAGACUUUUCUCUGGUCAACAGCCUUUACCAAGCACUGGCCUCAAUCUUGGCCCCCUCUUCUCACAACAAAAUCUACACCACAUUUCCCCCAAAGUGCACCAACUCGAUCAUUUUCGUCCCAAGGUUGACUAAUAGCAAUCACCCCUCAAGAUGGCCGAAACAGCAAGCGACCAUCUCUGCCACCAGACCGCUCCUUAUGUUCAGACCAUUCCAUAUAGUGACAAACGCUUGUUCGAGGCCCCUCGUGUCCAAGUACCCCCUCCGAGUCUUGACUACAGGAACGGCAGACCGUCCUUUCAUGUCCCUGGCAAUCCAUAUGACCAGACCUCCCACGAGUACGGCAACCCGAUCUUCCUCAGGGCACUGAAUGCCUGCCACGAACUGGCCAUGAACCAUAUGAUGCUGUCAUGGCACUACGAGAUGCGAAGAACCGCCCAACCAAUCCUGCCCUUUCUCUUCUUAGGACCCAGCAACCCCGCGAAAGACAUGGAUUUCAUCAGAAAGAACGGCAUUACUCUUAUGGUGGCUGUGCGGAGUUCGAAAGCGGUCCAAGCUCGACCAACAUUCCUAGACCCAAGAGCAUUCCCUUCGAGCGCUGGACUGUCGACAAUGACAGUCGACUUUGAGUAUCCACACGACUUCAUGCCUAAGCUGCGUCCGACUAUCAGAGCCAUCAACGACCACCUCGAGUCAAGUUGCACGAUGCUGCCAAUGCAAGACAUCAACGAUGUCCGAGGGAAAGUCCUGAUCUUUUGCGAGUCAGGGAAUGACAGGUCUCCAGUGCUGGUUGCUGCGUACCUGAUGUGCGUCUUUGGCGUGACAGCAUUCUCUGCCAUCCACAUCAUUCAGUCGCAGCGCUUCUGCAUCACAAUAUCGGAUGAGAUGAAGAACAUGCUCCUGGGCUUGCAGGAAAUCAUCAAAGCAGAGCGCCAGGUUUCGAUUUCGAACAGCGCGUCUCAGCUUCCUGAUGCACAACGGGGCAAGGAGGAGCAUUUGACAUCACUUCGAAGACCAGCAAAGCGAAGUGUUGAUGACGUGUAUGAGGGGGAUGUCGACAAUGGUCACGGUUCAUUAGACGGUGAGGAUGUCGCCGUUAGAGAAGGAGUGGCUCCUUUCGCAGACAUGUUCGACUGAAUGAUCCCGGCCGCAGCGUGUCAGACUUUCAGAAGUAACAAGUCUGCCAGCCUGAAAUUGGAUCUCGCGAGGUCGCACACCAAGAGAGCGCCAACCUGGCAAGGCCAUAACAGGCCUGCAAUCUUUCAGGGGAGCGCCAGGCCUCAAAAGCUAUCACUUCAAUUGGGGUGGACAUCGUCUUCCGGAGCAUCACAGUUUGCGUGCAAACAAAGCCACUUCGAACAAGCUUCGCACCCUACACCCCAAGACAAAUGGCAGGCGAUUUUAGUCGAAUUAAUCUCAGCAUCGUCACCCACACGAACGUUGAGUUGGACCGCGAGGGUCAAUCGGCGACUUG
Exophiala viscosa is the source of this 1517-nucleotide messenger RNA. RefSeq names its product protein-tyrosine phosphatase-like protein. The coding region runs from base 197 to 1180 and encodes 327 amino acids. The transcript has a single exon. Gene Ontology annotation, molecular function: F-box domain binding; protein tyrosine/serine/threonine phosphatase activity. The record is from RefSeq and is a predicted model, not a curated record. Gene Ontology annotation, cellular component: nucleoplasm; cytoplasm. NCBI's taxonomy places the organism in Eukaryota, Fungi, Ascomycota, Eurotiomycetes, Chaetothyriales, Herpotrichiellaceae. Gene Ontology annotation, biological process: protein dephosphorylation; negative regulation of protein binding; negative regulation of SCF-dependent proteasomal ubiquitin-dependent catabolic process.